Molecule: messenger RNA, 1731 nt
Organism: Onychostruthus taczanowskii (white-rumped snowfinch)
Lineage: Eukaryota; Metazoa; Chordata; Aves; Passeriformes; Passeridae
Gene: PRELID3A
Product: PRELI domain containing 3A
Exons: 6
Coding region: 299-814 (171 amino acids)
Biological process (GO): phospholipid transport
Cellular component (GO): mitochondrial intermembrane space
Molecular function (GO): phosphatidic acid transfer activity
Source: RefSeq, a predicted model, not a curated record
AGGGCGCGGCGGGACCCCGGCGCUUCACCGAGCCGGGCCACGAGGGGCGAGCCGGGUCCCGUCGGGAUGACGGCGGAAAUGGGAAUGCUGCGGGAGCGGCCGGAGGAGGAGGAGGAGGGAGGCCGGGAACGGGCCUCGGUGGUGCCGGUCCUGCAUCGUCUCGAGCUGCUUCCUGCGCGGCCAGACCCCGCGCCUGGGCUUCUCCUGUCGGGAACAGCAUUCCAACAGGAUGGAGCGGUAGAGCUGGCCCCGCAGCGUGGUGGCUUGGCAUCCCUGGGAUACUGUGAUCAAAGCUGCUAUGAGGAAGUACCCCAACCCCAUGAAUCCAUGUGUGGUAGGAGUAGAUGUCCUCAACAGGAGCCUGGAUAACCAGGGGAGGCUGCACAGUCACCGUCUUCUCAGCACGGAGUGGGGAUUGCCCAGUAUUGUCAAAGCGAUAUUAGGAACAAGUAGAACUCUGACUUACAUAGAGGAGCAUUCUGUGGUAGAUCCAGUGGAAAAGAAGAUGGAGCUUUGCUCAACUAAUAUUACGCUCACAAACUUGGUGUCUGUUGACGAGAGACUGGUUUACACACCUCAUCCAGAAAACCCAGAAAAGACUGUGCUAACCCAAGAAGCAAUUAUUACUGUUAAAGGCAUUAGCUUGAGCAGUUAUCUGGAAAGCUUGAUGGCAAACACAAUAUCUUCUAAUGCCAGAAAGGGGCGGGAUGCCCUGGAGUGGGUGAUCAGCAAACUAAACACAGAACUAGAAGAGCUGAAGUCCACGCGCGAGGGGAUCAAACCAGCCAUGGCAGCAGCGUCCACGGAAAAAUAAAGCCAAAUAUUUGGGUUCACCAAAUAAAACCAAGUAACUGACAGAAAAGUCUAAUUCUGCAGACUGCUCUGUAGAGCUCCCUCCCAAGGCUGAUCUGCAGAGGUUUUGUCCAUUUAUAAGAAUACUGGAUCAGCAGAAAAGUAACCUCAUCCAUCAUCUCCACAGCAAGCUCUUGUUGCCUACUGAAGUUUAAACUGACCUCCUGCAGAUGCUCUUUUCUUUUGAACAAUUUAUGUUUAACACUGGAAACAAAAUAUUUAGCACAUUCAAAACAGCCUAAAUGUACCUUUUCAAACAAAGGUUGAGGGCAUGUUAUAUUUAAACCAUCUCAAACUGAAAAGCUUGAAAAACAAGUAUGUAUGGGAUUAAGGGUUUUCUGUGUGAACUUUUGUUCUGUAAAGGGCUGAUAGGUCCUAGAGCACUGAAUUUUGUCUGGGUUGUAAUCUGAUAAUGUCUUAUGGCCAGUUAAAGGGAACUACAUGAGUCAGAACAUGAUACUGUAGAAUCUGAUAUUUAUCUGGAGGAUCAUCUUGAAAGGCUACAUCUUGUGUGGAACUAACUCUUCUUAGGUUGUUUAAAGGUGCUGCCUGAACAUGACACACAGAUACUUUUACCUCUUAGAUGUUUGUAUCCAAACAAAGAUAAAGUUUCUAUUGAUGUUAAUAGCCUAAAAGAGUUUUUCUGGUGGGAACAAGGGUAUAAUUUAUUUUCUUAUUUAUUAAUUUGUCCUAGUUCCUCCCCUCCCUGUGGGGACAGGGGUAGUGAUUACUGGAAGGUGCUGGAAAUUACUUACUUAUCUCUAAGAAGGGUAUUUGUAGGCUGCUGGAAUGAAGAGACCGUGCUGUUCCACUGGUCCUUGCUGUUCACAUCACAUCUUAACUGAGGAAGAAAUUAAUGCAAUAAUCAGAAGAGCUGAA